Dendrobium catenatum is the source of this 2414-nucleotide messenger RNA. RefSeq names its product bifunctional dihydrofolate reductase-thymidylate synthase-like. The record is from RefSeq and is a predicted model, not a curated record. The transcript has 13 exons. NCBI's taxonomy places the organism in Eukaryota, Viridiplantae, Streptophyta, Magnoliopsida, Asparagales, Orchidaceae. Gene Ontology annotation, molecular function: dihydrofolate reductase activity; thymidylate synthase activity. Gene Ontology annotation, biological process: one-carbon metabolic process; dTMP biosynthetic process; tetrahydrofolate biosynthetic process. Bases 547 to 2124 code for a protein of 525 amino acids. Gene Ontology annotation, cellular component: mitochondrion; cytosol.
CCAAACUUUUAUUUUCCUCCCCUUUCUUUUCUCCUACUUCUUUCUUCUUCUUCUUCUCCUACUUCUUCCCCUUUUUCCACCUCUCCCUGGUUUUCUUCUUCUUCUUAAUUCCCUUCUUCCACUCUUCCUUCUUCUUCUCCCACCUUUUUUUCCAUUUCUUACUCUCACCCAUUGAGUCCAAAAUUUAAUUACUGUGUCUAGCUCUGUGAUUGUCUGUGCACUAAAAAAGUAUUCCAAGUGUGUAUUUAUGUGAGCUUGAGGGUGUGUUCAUUCCGAAUUUUAUUGCCUAGCUUUGUUGUGCUAGUUGAUUAUCAGUUGGUGAAGGCCUGGUGUCUAUUACGUUUGAUUCUUACUCCAUCUUAGUGAUGAGGUUAUCAAUUUACCUAUAUCUAUCUUGUAAUGACUGAUUUGGUGUUCGACAAGCUUCAAGAUUCGCCUUUUCUUAUCUAGUGGUCACAUCAGUUGAAGUUGAAGAAGAGGCAUUCUGCCGUAGUUGAAACAUUCAGAAGCAUUUCAAGCUGUCAAUAUUGUCACAGUGCUGCUUUGAUGGCGGAUAAGAUACUUGGAAACAUACCUAAUGGCAUUGCAAAAAAUGAUCCUCCAAGGACUUUUGAAGUUGUUGUUGCUGCUACUAGGGAAAUGGGCAUAGGUAAAGAUGGUAAGUUGCCAUGGAAACUUCCAUCUGAUCUCAAAUUUUUCAAGGAGCUCACAAUGAGUACGUCAAAUCCUGCAAAAAAGAAUGCAGUGAUUAUGGGUCGGAGGACAUGGGAAAGUAUUCCUAAUGAGAAAAGACCUUUGCCAGGUCGCUUGAAUAUUGUAUUAACUCGUUCUGAAAGCUUUGAUAUUUCCACAGUGGAGAAUGUUAUUACAUGCAGCAGCAUGAGCUCUGCCUUAGAUCUAUUAGCUUCCUCCCCUUAUUGUUUCUCCACUGAGAAAGUAUUUGUGAUUGGUGGUGGCCACAUACUGAGGGAUGUGCUGAAUGCACCCGAAUGUGAUGCCAUCCAUCUCACAGAUAUAGAAGCAAGUAUUGAAUGUGACACAUUCAUCCCAGCAGUUGAUGUUUCAGUGUUUCAGCCUUGGUUCUCAUCGUUUCCAUUGGUAGAGAACAACAUUAGAUAUUCUUUUGUGACAUAUGUACGUGUGAGGAGUCAGUCUAGUCAAUCUCAGAUUCAGUAUGAUUUUCAAGCAACUAAUGGAAAUUCUUGCAAGGAUAAGAUUGAAAUCCAACAAUUCUCGUUUCUUCCUAAAAUGAUAUUUGAGCAGCAUGAGGAGUACAGUUACCUUAGGCUUGUGGAAGAUAUCAUAUCGCAUGGUGCUAUGAAAAUUGAUAGGACAGAGACAGGGACACUAUCAAAGUUCGGUUGUCAGAUGCGAUUCAAUUUGAGAAGAUCUUUUCCACUUCUUACCACCAAGAGAGUAUUUUGGCGAGGUGUUGUUGAAGAAUUGUUAUGGUUUAUAAGUGGAUCGACAAAUGCCAAGGUUCUUCAGGCAAGGGGAAUACGCAUAUGGGAUGGGAAUGCUUCAAGAGAUUAUCUUGAUAGUGUUGGUUUAGCUCAUAGGGAAGAAGGUGACUUAGGACCUAUCUAUGGCUUUCAGUGGAGACACUUAGGCGCCAAAUAUGUUGACAUGCAUGCGGAUUAUUCUGGGAAAGGGUUUGACCAGCUCUUAGAUGUUAUUGAAAAGAUAAAGAAAAAACCAGAUGAUGAACAGAUUGUUCUAUCAGCUUGGAAUCCUUUUGAUCUCAAAGAAAUGGCUCUUCCGCCUUGUCACAUGUUCUCUCAAUUUUAUGUGAAGGAUGGAGAACUUUCAUGUCAAAUGUACCAGCGUUCUGCAGAUAUGGGUCUCGGUGUGCCAUUCAACAUUGCUUCAUACUCACUCCUAACAUAUAUGAUUGCUCAAGUUUGUGAUCUCGUUCCUGGGGAUUUUACUCACCACAUUGGAGAUGCUCAUGUUUAUAGGACUCAUGUAAGGCCAUUGCGAGAGCAGAUUCAAAAGCAACCUAAACCAUUUCCGAUUCUAAAGAUUAAUCCUGAGAAGAAGGAUAUUGAUUCUUUCACUGCAUCUGAUUUCUCCCUUGUUGGUUAUGAUCCUCAUUCCAAAAUCGAGAUGAAAAUGGCUGUGUAGAGCCCGCCCUCUCAGUAUAAUAAAAAAAAGAAUACAGAUGGAUGUUCAGUGAGUUAUCCUCCAGGGGAAGCAGGCAUAUUAAUUAAAAAUGCUUCGCAGGUUUUUGUAUUUUAGGUCUUUCUUAGGAUAGUUUUUUUAUUUUUUUUAUGCUAUUUAUUGAAGGGAGUGGCAGUGAGAGGAGACGAACGAGCCUUGGGUUUUUGUUUGUCUGCCUACGAGUUUCAUGUGUCUUAGUAUUAUUAUUAUAAACCUUGUUGAGGAAUUUUGAAAAUUGAGAGAAUUUUGCUUUA